Molecule: messenger RNA, 729 nt
Organism: Staurois parvus
Lineage: Eukaryota; Metazoa; Chordata; Amphibia; Anura; Ranidae
Source: the annotation of a GenBank genome assembly
UCUUGCACAGGUGUAUCAGCUCCUCCCCUUCAGUCUCGCACAGGUGUACUGGCUCCUCCCCUUCAGUCUAGCACAGGUGUGUCAGCUCCUCCCCUUCAGUCUAGCACAGGUGUAUUGGCUCCUCCCCUUCAGUCUUGCACAGGUGUACCAUUUCCUCCCCUUCAGUCUCGCACAGGUGUACCGGCUCCUCCCCUUCAGUCUUGCACAGGCGUACCGGCUCCUCCCCUUCAGUCUUGCACAGGUGUACCAUUUCCUCCCCUUCAGUCUUGCACAGGUGUACCAGCUCCUCCCCUUCAGUCUUGCACAGGUGUACUGGCUCCUCUCCUUCAGUUUUGCACAGGUGUACUGGCUCCUCCCCUUCAGUGUUGCACAGGUGUACCGGCUCCUCCCCUUCAGUGUUGCACAGGUGUACCGGCUCCUCCCCUUCAGUGUUGCACAGGUGUACCGGCUCCUCCCCUUCAGUCUUGCACAGGUGUACUGGCUCCUCCCCUUCAGUCUUGCACAGGUGUACCGGCUCCUCCCCUUCAGUCUUGCACAGGUGUACCGGCUCCUCCCCUUCAGUCUUGCACAGGUGUACCGGCUCCUCCCCUUCAGUCUUGCACAGGUGUACUAGCUCCUCCCCUUCAGUCUUGCACAGGUGUACCGGCUCCUCCCCUUCAGUCUUGCACAGGUGUACCGGCUCCUCCCCUUCAGUCUCGCACAGGUGUACUGGAUCCUCCCCUUCAGUCU